AAGUCAAUAUAUUUCUCAACUAGUCUUGCAUUGCAACAGGACAUUAUAAUGAAACAACUGUAAACACUUGAUAAGUCACAAUUUACUAAAAUACAUAUUCCUUAGGCCAGCCAUAACUUACCUGUGAAACGUACAAAAUAUUAGCAAUGUAAUCCUAAAACCCAAACACAUGACAUCUCGUGUGGAAGCGUACAGAACUAUGCUUCCAACGUUGUAACGUCCGUUGACGUGGGUCAAAUUUACCGACAAGAGCCCGAACGUGCCAUGUGGCGAACGUUGGACACAUCAUGCAAUCCGUCAGCGCUCUCCCACACCAUGUGGCGAAUGAUCAUGUGUAAGGCAUUCGCCACCGGUUUUCGUGGCAACUAUGGCAGCAAUUCUGUAGCUCUUCCUUGCUAGUGACGUGUUUCAUUACGAUGUGACUAAAUGAACCGACGCAAUUAAAAUGUUCCAUAACUCAGAUGAUUUCUGAUUUGACAAUGACAUAACUUAACACUUAACCUCAACCUGACCUCGAACUACAAUUUCCAAAACAAGACCUAAGAAAUUUCUAGUACAUAUUUAUAAAAAUGGAGUUUUUCAAAAGAUUAUUUGGUUAUGACAAAACGGAUGAUCAUUCGUAUAGAUCCAGAUAUAAUGAUCGAAACUUUGAAAGGGAUUAUUCUGGAUAUGACGAAGAUGAACCUCAGUCGGAAAACUUUUCAAGACGAGGAUUUGAUAUGUACUCAGACCCUCUACAUAUGCAUCAGUAUUUUGAACAGGAGAUAAAUAAUAUAUUGAAAAGCUUUGGGCUAUCUGGUUUUGACAGCUUCUUUGGUGGCGUCUCAGAUAAUCCUACUAUAGAUGGCCCUCCUAUAAGUGGUCAAAUACCUGCACCAUCUGAGGGAUUAAGAGAACAGUUUCUAAAACCAGGGUAUGAAAGGCCAAGUGGAAGGAGACAUGAUAAAGUUGACAAAGAUUUGGAUGAUAGGGUAAAAAGUGGGAAUCUGGAUGCUAUCCUUAGAGAUGAGACCACUGAAGUUACACCGUACCAGCCAUCAAGCAGUAGUAAUUUCUUUUAUGGAAAAAGUCAAACUAUGAGUACAAUCACCCAUCCUGAUGGGUCAGUUGAAACAAAGCAGUGUAUAAGAGACAAUGCAGGGAAUGAAGAGAUAACCACAUGCAGAAUUUUUGGUGAAAAACAAUAUUGUGUAAUCAAAAAGCGUGAUAAAAGCGGAAGAGAAGAAGUCACUGAAAAAUUAGUCAACAUGGAUGAGAAAGAAAAACAAUUAUUGCUGGAAGGUGCACCACAAUUAGAUAUUAGUCCAUCUCACCCAAGUGAUACCAUAUUUGAUAAGUUUUUCAAUUAAUUCAUUUGCAGUGUUGUUUUUAUUUUAUGGAAAUUGAUUUAUUUAUUUGAGGUUCAAUAUACAACUGUUUAAUAUAAUUUCAGGCUUUUUUUUUGUUGUUUUCUACUUUCUCAAC
Molecule: messenger RNA, 1464 nt
Organism: Acanthoscelides obtectus
Lineage: Eukaryota; Metazoa; Arthropoda; Insecta; Coleoptera; Chrysomelidae
Source: the annotation of a GenBank genome assembly